CUAAUAGUGCCGAGAGCCUAGCUAAAUUUUUUAACAAGUCUUACCGGCCAGGGAGCCAUUAAUCAAUUUCAGGUCCCACAAAUUUAAUUACCAGCCGCAGUAUAGAGUGGAGUGGAGUCUUCACGACGUUAGGAGCAGCAUGUUUCAGGAGAUUGUUGGCUUUAUUUUAUGUACCUCAGGGUGGGUCCUGGUGUCUUCUACUUUGCCAACUGACUACUGGAAAGUGUCUUCAAAUGAUGGAACGGUCAUUACCACAGCUACCUACUGGUCGAAUCUGUGGAAGACCUGUGUCACCGAUUCAACAGGAGUCUCCGACUGCAAAGACUUUCCCUCGAUGCUGGCACUGGAUGGUUACAUCCAAGUUUGCAGGGGACUCAUGAUUUCUGCUGUCUGUCUGGGGUUUUUUGGAUCCAUAUUUGCCCUUGUGGGAAUGAAAUGCACCAAAAUUGGAGGAUCUGACAAAAACAAAGCAAGAAUUGCCUGUUUUGCUGGUGUGAAUUUCAUUCUUAGUGGCCUGUGCUCACUCACAGCGUACUCCCUCUAUGCACACCGGAUAACAUCAGAGUUUUUUGAUCCAUUUUUUGUGGAACAAAAGUACGAGCUGGGAGCUGCUCUCUUUAUCGGCUGGGCAGGAUCUGUCCUCUGUAUUCUCGGAGGAACCAUGCUGUGCUUCUCAAUUGCAGGUUCUUUUACCAAUAGCAAAAGAGAGGCAAACUAUAUCUACAGAAGCGCCGUCUCACAUUCUCACAUCUCCUCCUACCCAAAAGGGCAGGCAAAGCCUGUAAACCCGAGGCCGACUCCAGCCCACAGCAGCUCCUCCAGGAUGCAGCACUUUGAUAAAAAUGUAUAUGUGUGACAAAUGUGAAUGCAAAACAUGUUUAGUUAAAGCAACCGGUGAGUCUUAGAAGAUAUGCUAAUUAAAAAAGAUACAGCACGCUCUAUGUAACUUUGUGGUAUCAGUUACACAACAGCGGAACCUACUGAUAUUGAUUCAUAUCUCACCAGGAAUUCACUUUUAAAUAUUUGUGCUUCUUCAAGGUGGAUUUAAGGCUUCAUGACACAGUUUACUCUCUGAACCUGGGUAAAUCAGCAAAUCCAAAACAUCUGACCCCAAAUGGGGCUUCCUGAUUAAAUGCUUGUCUCAUUUUUAUUUUUGUAGCUUCAUAUGGCCAUGAGUGUGCUCUAUUUUCUUUGUACAAAGUUGGUUUUGUCGUUGGUUUUGUCGGUUGUAACUGCAUGUAACCUAUCUGUGUUGUUAACCUGCAAUGACAAUGUCAGGA
Molecule: messenger RNA, 1280 nt
Organism: Archocentrus centrarchus (flier cichlid)
Lineage: Eukaryota; Metazoa; Chordata; Actinopteri; Cichliformes; Cichlidae
Product: claudin-10-like
Exons: 5
Coding region: 140-856 (238 amino acids)
Cellular component (GO): membrane; bicellular tight junction
Molecular function (GO): structural molecule activity
Source: RefSeq, a predicted model, not a curated record